AUGGCGGACGACCAAGCCUCGGUGGACAGCCACGAAGAGAGCUUCGCGCAGAUUGCGCCGCCCGUCGCGCGCGCGCAGGUCUCGCAGUCCAACUCUGUCGUCAACGGGCGGCGCGGCGGGGGCUGGGGCGCGGGGGGGCGGGGAGUUGAGUUCCGCGGGCAGGUGCAGACGCGCUCGGCGCGCAGUGGGCGCGGACGCGGAAGCGCGGGCGGACAGGGCGGAGUUGCGCUCAGCGGCGUCGGCGCGGUGGGCGAAGGCGGCGCAGGGCCUGGCGGAGGGGGAGUAUGGGGGGUUGCCGGGGAGGGGGACGGUAGCCGCGCGGGGUACUGGGCGGGGGCGCCUGGGGAGGGCGUAGCGGGAGCUGGGGAGAGAGGCGCGGGGGCGUUUUCCGCUAUGGGUAUCCCCAUGCCUUCUGCGUCCGUGCAGAGCCAGGGUUCGUCUCUAGGCAGCGGGCAUGACGCGGGGGGAGGCGCGAGCGCCGGUGCGCACAAGAGGCAGCGGGGGAGGCGAUCCGCGCAUGCGCCCGCGAUGGCGGAGGUGCACAUGGCGGCGGAUCCGGGCGGGCGAUUCGGGGAUUCUGACGAGGUAUCGAUUGGGAGCAUGAACGCGUGUAGCAGCGGCGCCAGAAGCGGGGGAGGCGGAGGCGCUAGAAGCGGGGGGGGCAGCGCGGGGGGAGCAGUGGGCGGAAGAGAAGGCGCGGGAGGAGUUGGGGGAAGGGAUGAAGAGGAGAUGGGGGGCGCAGCUGCGUCAGGGGCGGGGCGAGGGGGGCGUGGGGGGGGAAGUGGGCGGGGGAGGCGAGGGGGAGGGGGGAGCAGGCAGGCGCAGGGGUCACAGACAGGGGGAAGGGGGCAGGAGGAUCGCGAGAUAGAUGCGUUGGGACGUUGCAUGACCAAGAUCCUGCGGCAUCAGGCGAGCCAGCUGGGGUUACACGUGGCGCCAGAUGGCUUCGUGCGAGUGGCGGAUCUGCUGCUGCUGCCCGUCAACACCAACGCCCGCCGCCCCCUCGCCUCCCACACGCUUGAGGACGUGCGCCUGGCUGUAGCGCGCGACAACAAGCAGCGCUUCACACUGAGGGAGGGGCCGGGCGGCGAGGUGUACGUGCGGGCGAACCAGGGCCAUUCAUUGCACGUGGACGAGGAGCAGCUGCUGCAGAGGAUCACCGACCCUGCCGCCCUGCCAGACUGUGUACACGGCACGUAUGAGCGCCACUUAACAUCCAUACUGGCGACGGGUCUGAGUCGCAUGAACCGCCAGCACGUGCAUCUCACCAAGGGGGUGCCCUCUCAGCACCACUCUGUCGUCAGCGGCUUUCGUUCAAACGCAGAGGUGCUAGUGGUGGUGGAUAUGGCUCGCGCCAUGGCAGACCCGAAUUUAGGAGGGUUUGCUGCAUUUGGAGCGAAUGUUUCAGAGGAAGGGUUUACCCCCGUGCCUCCUGCUGCGUCGGCGGCUGUGUGUGUGGGGGAGGCGAGUGUGAGGAGUGAUGUGGGGGGCAUGGGGGAUGAGGGGGUGGGUGGGACAGCGGAGUCGGGGAGAGGGGAGGUGGGCGGGUCGAACGAGGAUGAGGAGAUGGUUCAGCCAACCAAGCUCGCACAACUGGAGCGAAGUUCUCAUCAGAUCAAGGCUCCACUGGCAACGCUAGUGAAUCUCUCCGCGGGUCUUUCUGCGCCACGUGUCGUUUCCGUAACUGCCCUGAACAGCAGCGCACGUGUGGCGGCAGUGGCCCGCUCUUAUGACGUGAAAGGCGGCGGUGACAGUCAGGAGGAUAGCAGCAGCAACGGCAGCAGACGCAGCAGGAGAAAAAGCAGGAGUAGCAGAGCUAGCAGGAGAGGAACAUCUGCCGACGGGGGUCGGGGAAACGCCAUGGCGGUCGGGGAAGUGACCGUUGGUUUGUCGGGAAAGCUGCCUGCUUACGGGCUCGGGAACGGAGUGGACUACGGGUUGGAGCACGACACGUGGCAGUGGGGCCCGGUAAGACCGCAACAGCAGCUGCAGCACUAUCAGCAGCAGCCGGCGUCGCCGCCGCAGCCUCCGCCACUCCAGCUGGGAGGUCUAGAUCCCGAGGGUUGGCAGCCGUGGGGGGUUGAUCGUCAGCAGCAGCAAUCGGUCGUCCAGCAGUCGCCAUCGCUGUCGCAGGCGUCGCAGCCGGCGUACGGCGUUUGGUCGUCGCGAAGCAUGUACCCGCCUUCUCCAUCGAACGCGCACCAUCAGCAGCAUCAGCAGCAGCGCCAGUUUCCGUUGUCAAUGCGGCAGAAUUACCAGCCCCAUCCCGAGCCUCCUGCGUCGCCGUCUCUGUCCCCUUCGCUCGGCCCUUCCCUGUCGCACAUACGAUCGCCAUCCCUGUCGCCAUCGCUAUCGCCUGCGCUUUCGUCGCGUUCGACGCCGCCGCCGUUCUAUCGCACGCGUCUGUCAGAGGCAGCUCCGACAACACGUCAGCAGCAGCCCGACCUGAUGUGGCAUGACGUCAUGGCGGAGCUGGUGCGCCGCGGGCAGCUGACGACAGCCGUUGAUGUGUUGGAACAGGCCGUUGCUGACGGGACACUGUUCGAGGCGCUCUCACCGCUCUCUCUAUCUGAACGACCGACCUCCACGGCCACGUCAGCAGAUCCUCCCACCACGGCGGCUGUGCGCAGUCUGUUCGCGGCGCUUCAGAAGGCGGGCGGCCCGGCAGAGCAGGACAACUGGCAGCGCGAGGGGCGGCACCUGUUGGGGCUCGCCACGCGCGCGUUGGACGCAGUCGCGGCUGCCGGUUGGAGGGAUCCUCUGCCGUUCACGUGUCUGAUCACCAUGCUCCAGCGCGCGUGCCGCUCGCACGAGCUGCUCUCAUUGGUGGAGCGCAUGCGCGCGCUUGACGUGCCCUUGGACGCGUACACGCUCACCACCGCACUCGGCGCCGCCAUGCGCGUUGCUGACGUAGUCGCCGCUGAGGCCAUCUGGGCCGAAAUGACCGCCGCGAGUCACGCUGGUGGUGCUGCUGCAAGUGUAGCAGCCGCCGCCGCCCCCUCUGCUGUCGCGUUCACGAUGAUGAUGUCACUGUACGGCCGCGCCGGCCGCCUUGACGAUGCGCUGCGGAUGUUCCGCGAAAUGAAGGCAGCGGGAGUCGCUCCGGACGGCAAGGCCUACUCCACCUUAAUUGGCUCGCUCGCUCGCGCGUUAAGAGCUGAUGACGUGGAGGAACUAGUCCGCGAGAUGACGAAGGGGACGUCCGCCUCUCCCGCCACCAGCGGCGCCGCGGGAUCCGGCGCGUCUCCCUCGCAGCGCGUGCCCCCUUCGGUAUACACGAGCUUAGUCAGCAUGUAUGGGCGGCUGGGCCGGUUGGAUGACAUGGCGCGCGUGCUGCGCGACAUGCGCGUGCGGAAGGCGCAGGCGGAGCAGAGCCUGUUCGUGGAGGCGGUGAAGGGGUGCACUGUGGCGCAGCGCAAGGCAACCGCCGCCGCCGUUGCUGCGCAACAGAGCGCGGGAGGCGCGAGCGGCGGAAAGCAGCAGUUGCAGUUCGCGCAGGCAGCGGACGCGUCGGGGGAAGAAGGCGCAGGGGCAAGGGCGGGUGUGGGGGCAGCAGGGCUCGAUAGGGGCGGGGAGAAGUCAAGGGGAACGGGCGCAUGGCAGGUGCAGGCUCCGCAAGGGGGCGCGGGGAACAGGGUGGGCGGAACGGGCGGAGGGGGAAUGAAGGGGCGAGGAGGACAGCAAUGGCGGGAAGGCAAUGGCGGAAGAAACGGAUGGGUGCAAGGGGGCGGAGGCGGAAACGGAAGCGGGGAAGGGGGAGGGGGAGAACGCGGAGGCUCGUCGGCGCCUGCCCAAUCGGAAUACUCGUGGUUCUCGCGCAUUCUGCAGUGCAAGCGGCAGAGAAACUUCCAGGAGGCAGCGCGGGUGUACGAGCGCAUGCGGGCGGCGGGCGUGAGGCCGCAGCAGCAGACGCUGAGCCUGGCGAUGGAGGUGAUGGGCGAGCUGGGCAACGUGCAGGGCGCGGAACGCGCGCUAGAAGAAGCUGAAGCUGCAGGCACGCCUGUUGAUAUUGUGUGUUUCAACACGCUGCUGAACGUCUACGCCAAGGCGGGGCAGUCAAGCCGGGCGCAAGCAGUGUUCACGCGCAUGCAGGCAGCAGGGGUGACGCCCAACACGCGCUCACACACGGUGCUGCUCAAAGCCCUCUCCAAGGACGGCCGGGGCAAGGAGGCCGUUGCUGCCUUCCGAGCCAUGGAGCGUGGCGGCUGCCAUCUGGACGAGAUUGCCUACAACACGGUAAUCAACGCCUGUGGCAACGACCUCCCGGUCGACGAGACCCUCCGCCUGCUGCGCGCCAUGCGCCGCAGCGGCUACCGCCCCAACCUCGUCACACGCAACCUGGUCCUCUCGCUCCUGGUCAAGGCCGGCCGCACGGCCGACGCGAGUGAGCUCUUCGAGGAGGCGAGGGCAGCUGGCGAGGAGGACGCAUUCAUGUACUGCACCAUGGCCCAUGCGUUUGGGCGGAGGAGAGAGUUAGAGCGCAUGGAGGGCGUGCUGGGGGAUGCUGCUGCGAGACGGAUGGUGUCUCUGCCGCUGCUGAACGCGUGCAUGGAUGCGUAUGGGAAAGCAGGGCUGCUGGCGAAUAUGGAGACUUGUCUGGCACGGAUUCGCUCUUUCGACUUUGUGCCGAACCACACGAGUUUCAACAUUGUGAUCCAUGCCUAUGGCAUGGCGGGAAUGAUCCCCGAGAUGGAAGACGCACUAGCCCGCAUGCGCCGCAGCGGUCUCCGCCCCGACGUGUAUUCGUACAAUAUCCUCAUCGGCGCCUAUGGGGACGCGGGCAUGCCGUGGGCGUCGGUGAGCAUGGUGCAGCACAUGCAUGCCGAGGGGCUGCUGCCAGAUCAGGUCACCUACCAGAACCUCGUUGCGGCCUUCGAGCGCGCGGGGGACUUCCUGGAAGCUGCACGCUGGUCCCUCUGGAUGAAGCAGGCUGGAUUCUCCCCCUCUGGUGAGUCCUGUCCUCACUCUCUCAUUCCCUCUAUAGCUGGCAUGCCGUGGGCGUCGGUGAGCAUGGUGCAGCACAUGCAUGCUGAGGGCCUGAUGCCGGACCAAGUCACCUACCAGAACCUGGUCUCUGCGUUUGAGAGAGCUGGGGAUUUCCUGGAAGCUGCAAGAUGGUCGCUCUGGAUGAAGCAGGCUGGCUUUUCUCCCUCUGCUGCCCAACAGGUUCCCCUCCUUCCCUAA
Messenger RNA from Closterium sp. Yama58-4, 5184 nucleotides. NCBI's taxonomy places the organism in Eukaryota, Viridiplantae, Streptophyta, Zygnematophyceae, Desmidiales, Closteriaceae. The record is from the annotation of a GenBank genome assembly.